AUGCAUUUGUUCCAUGUCCUCCUUGCCUGUGCCAUCACUAUCACUGUCUCUGCUACCCCUGUUCCGGAUGAUGGCGGUCCCAACUACCUCCCCCCCAAGAUCAUUUUUCCCAACUACAUCGUUCCUAUCAAUCAGUCCAAUCCCACUUAUGCCGGCGGGACAAAGUACGAGGGCCAGAUGAAAUACACUGGCAAACCCGAUCAGAUGCGGACUCUGAUUGGAUGGGACAUCCCCGCCGAUGGCCCUAAAAAUUGCAUAAUCAAGUUUGAAUUAUCUACCGAACCUGGCCAGGCGCAGAACACUUGGAUGGCUUCUGGAGGUGGUAAAAUGAAUGCUUAUAUUCUUUCGAACAACCCACGUAUCGAUUACAGAACAAUUAGCUGGGAUAACAGGCCUCUCAGGUCUCCUCUAGCAGCGCAAUGGUCGAUCACACAACCUAUCUCUGGCGGAAAGGCGGCUAUUACUGGUACGAAGAUACCAUGUCGAAGAGGGGAUGUAUUUUUCAUUGAACUUGCAUCCGACGAACAAUCGUAUUUAUACCUCAAGUGGUUUGAACUAACUUCACCUCUUAAUGGUAUUACACUUGAGAUGAGCAACUCCCCGUAA
Molecule: messenger RNA, 606 nt
Organism: Morchella sextelata
Lineage: Eukaryota; Fungi; Ascomycota; Pezizomycetes; Pezizales; Morchellaceae
Exons: 4
Coding region: 1-606 (201 amino acids)
Source: RefSeq, a predicted model, not a curated record